AACCACAGUUUGGAAAUCGUAGGUCAGGGACGGUUUUUGUGGUCCUCGCUCAGAAUUUAACCACAUUCGUUCACCUUGAUUUGAAACGCUGCGUUAUAGGAUAGUGUAAGAGGUUGUUUGUGCAGAGAAAGUCUGCAUAUAUAUUGUUGUGAUAUCUUCACUUAUUCUUGGUUCGCCACGGAAACACAUUCAGCUCCUUAUAUAAAGUACGAACAUCGGAGCUGCUUAGGCUACUCUUGCAGACGUGGCCGCUGUUGUCAUGGCGCCGCUGACGUUACUGUUGAUGUUCGUGGUAUUGGCCAGUGGUCAGGGGGUGGAUCUGACUCUGACCGAGAACACUGCCGGACAUGAGGUGGUGGAGGCUGUGGUUGACCGGAUAAGAGCUCAGUGCUUAUUCACGGAUGAUCGAUUCUUACUACGGCGUCUGGCGUUUGUGGAGAGUCAAGAUGGCGAGGCUGCCGACACCUACAGAGUCGACUACCACGGCGGAAUAUGGAAGGUGGACUACGCCAUGUUUGCCAAGACUUCCGCCUGCGCGCACCCUCUGCGGAACCCCUGUGCGCACAUCAAGUCCGCUUUCGGCAUUGACUGGACGCGCGUCUCUUGGAGCGAUCUAAGGAAGCCGCUGUACUCGGGACUGGGCGCCGUUCUCUUCAUACUCUCACUAAACCGCCCGUCUCUACCAGCUGACACGGUGUCACAAGCCCAGUUCUGGUCCACGGACUAUAGAAGGGGGGCCUACAUGAACAGCUACAUCCUGGCGGCACAACAGAUCAGAGAUACAGGCUGUUCCUCUGAGCUGGACCUAGCCUUCGUCUUGGACGGGUCUGGCAGCAUUCACCCUGAUGAGUUUGAGCGGGUCAAAGGCUUCGUCAUCAACGUUGUCCGCGACUUCAACAUCUCGAAACAAGGCGUUCAGGUUGCCGUCGUGGAGUUCAGCAGCCACGUUGGGAAUGUCAUCCACCUUAACAGCUACUCAGACAAGACGUCCCUGAACUACGCCAUCGGUAGAGUCCAGAAGAGCGGCCACACCACCAACACAGCGGCCGCCAUCGACGUUGUGACCUCAUCAAUCUUCACAGCCAAUGAAGGGGCUCGUAUCAACGCCAAGAGAGUGACCGUCCUACUGACCGAUGGCGCCUCGGGCAACCGCCCAGCGACCGUCGCCGCAGCCCAGAAGGCCAAGGACAAGGGGGUCAUCAUGUUCACCGUCGGGGUAGGCAGCGUCAACGACGAGGAACUCAAUAAAGUGGCCAGUCAACCCAGCUGCACACAUUACUACAAACUCAACAACUUCGGCGAGAUCGACCACUUGGUGUAUGAGAUUAAGAAGCGCUCUUGUAGAGCCCCCAAAGUAAUAUCAGCCACGUCCGACGAUGACACGCCCUCCUCAGUGACCACGCCCCUCGGCACGGACACCGUGACAAACACCUUCGUUCUACACCCAAACAACUCAACCUCAGGGUCGGGCACAGACAAAGUCAUUAAAACGGAUGUGGAAUGCGGCAUCCUGAAGAUAUACGCCUCCUACGACACGCCCAACCCCGGCCCAGCCUUCUACAACGUCAAAGCGCAGGUAGUGGACGGGCGACCUUCCAUCAUGAAGGUCAACACCACCAGGGAAGGGAGACCACUCUACGUGACUGUCAUUGGCACCAAGCUCCAGGAGUCGUGCUCCGAUGUGUUGAAGUGCCGAGAUGCCAAGUUCUCGCUCAGUGUGGUGGAUGCCCCUGCCACUUCAGUGGUCAAGGUGGUGUGUCGUACAUGGGAGGGAGAACGACCAUGCACAGAGGCAGACCUGGUCAUCAACGGAUUCCAGACGCCCUCGUGUCCAACGACAACCAGCACCCUGGCCCCCAAGGCUGCUCGCAUAUCUAACCCCUGCAGCAGUGACGUCAUUGCGGCCAGGUUCAGGGUCCAGCCUCAUCCCUUUGACGUCAGCAAGUUCAUCGUCUGUGACGUCAGAGGAAACAUGUACAUCACAGACUGCCCAAACCAAGGUAGUUUUAACCCAUCAUCUCUGACGUGUAACAACGCUGCCAUCUUCUCCCUCGCCGACCCCACCAGCUUCAGCGGCUCAAUUUACGACUACAUCUGUAACGACAUGCUUGUGCCUAGCAAGAUGCACUUCCCGCACCCCGUGGACCAGACACAGUACAUACAGUGCGACCUGCACAGCAUCGCUCACGUCAGGUCAUGCGGACAAGGCACCGUCUACAACGACGACAUUCAAAACUGCGCCAACGUUGGCUCCAGCGCCGUGAAGGUCAAGGUUGUUGGUAAUCCUUGUAAAACCGCACGUGUUGGCUCCCUGCAUGCCCAUUCCGAUCCGAAGAAGUUCAUUCAGUGUACGUCCUCUUCGUACGCCAUCAUGUCGUGCGGGGUAGGUACCCGGUGGGAUGACGUCAUCAAAGCUUGUGAGGCGUGUACCCAGCUGCCCUCAGUAAGGAUGAAGACCAUGUUGUAUCUACUGCUGACUCUGCUCCUGCCCGGGACCCUGGCGUCUCCAGAUGGCGAGGAUCUCACCCUGACUGCGGGGGCUGGCGGGAGCGUCGUCGUCAACGCUGCAGUGGACAGGAUCAGGUCCAACUGCAUCCUCGGGGACGACCGUCUGUUCCUGCGACGUCUGGCUUACGUGGAGACAACAGACGGUGACGAUUCCAAUACGUACAGACCUGGUUAUGACGGCGGGCUCUGGCAGAUAGACGAGGAUAAGUUCUUGGAGACGAAGUCCUGCCCGUCCUCAAUAUCUACCGAAUGUGACUUGAUCAGCUCCACCCUCGAGAUCGACUGGCGCACCACAUCCUGGUCAGACCUGAGGAAGCCUCUGUACUCCGGGCUGGCAGCGGCUCUCUACAUAAAGAAGUAUCACAGUGGCAGCCCUCCCGGUGACGUCACCAGUCAAGCCUCGUUCUGGGCCUCUAACCUCAGACCAGGAGCAUCAGAGAAUGACUUCAUCACUAAAGCUGGAGCAUUGAAAGGCAUCGACUGCAGCACCCAACUUGACCUCGCUUUCAUUCUGGACGGUUCUGGAAGUGUCUCCACAAGUGACUUCAGACGCAUGCUUGACUUCAUCUCUGAUAUUGUCACAGACUUAGACAUCGCAGAAGAUGAAGUAAAAGUUUCCACUGUUGAAUAUGGUUCAAGCGUUGGAGGCAGUAUUCUCUUUGGAGACUUUAUCUCGAAGAACAAUUUGCUAAGCUCUAUAAAUAACAUCAGAAAGAGUGGCGGUGGCACCAACACAGCUUCAGCCAUCCUCCACACUGCAAACGUCCUGUUCAGCAAUACAACAGGUGCCCGGCCAAAUGCCAAGCGUGUGGCGAUCCUUCUCACUGACGGCAUGUCAAACAGUAAAACAGCUACCAUCAGUGCUGCUGAUAAAGCUAAAGACGCAGGUAUCACGAUGAUAUCAGUUGGGAUAGGAAGCAUUGAUGAGUCUGAGCUGAAGGCUGUAGCCACUCAACCUGACUGUACGCACGUCAUCAUCCUCCAGGACUUCACUGAGAUAGACAGUCUCCUGUACCAACUGAAGGACAGCUCCUGUGGGGCACCAACUGUUGUUGACAAGGACAAGCCUAUUAUGACGCCCCUGCCAGUAAAUAUCACAGUGGACGACUCAUUCGUCGUUGAGGAUGAUGACGACCCAGCUAGUCCAGACGGCGAUACUGAUGAAAUUGUUGUUGGCGAGGUUAUUUGUGGCACCCUGGACAUGUACGCCUCCUACCGCACCCCCCGCCCCAGCCCCGCCUUCUACGACUCCAGGGACAGCGCUAGUGAUGGAAAGGCAGGUGUUAUAUACUUCAACAAGGACAUGAAGGGGAGAUCACUCUACAUCACUGUCAUAGCAUCUCGGCUACCGCUGACCAUCGAUCAAAUGCCCUCAUGCAUCAACGCCAGUUUCAGCGUGGGGAUUUCCCAGCUGCCAUCAAAGGUGGAGAUCAUCUGUAGAGAGGGCCUGGUAGAGCGAGAGUGUACAGAGGACGACUUGGAGGACAAUGGCUUCAGCUGUGAUGAAUCAUCUAACGUCAGCAAUCCCUGUUCCCCUGGCAACGUAUGUGACCACGCCCAUCCCUCGGAUACCACCAAGUUCAUCCACUGUGACGUCAAAGGCAACAUGUACGUCACCCAAUGUCCCGGCAAAGCCCAAUACAAUCCUGACACAAUAAGCUGUGGAUCGGAACCAGUAGAGGGUGGAGUAUCAUGUGCCGUAUAUAACCCUUGCACACAGGAAAAUAUUGCCAAUGGUAAGUUCUACUUCCCAUACCCCUCCAACCCCUCCAAGUACAUCCAGUGUGAUGCCUUCGGGAAGUCGUGGAUCAGAGAUUGUCCCAGUGGUCUGGUGUGGAACGCUGCUCUCUACACGUGCUCCUACAACACAGGAUCAGUCCAGGAGCCUGCAGAGGACCCGGUAAAGGAGCCUCCUGUCUAUACCUCCAUUGACCCCCCAGUAGCUGCUACAGCCGACGCCAACCCUUGCAACAGCAACAACAACGGUCAAGUCUUCCCCCACGCGGACCCUACCAAGUACAUCACGUGUGCACACAAUGGCGUAGCCGUGGUUCAGUCGUGUGCCCCGCCCCUUGUGUUUGACGUCAUCGUCAAGACAUGCAACUGGGCUUAGUGUGCAAAACAUUGAUACAUGCUUGAAUAGUCAUUUGUUACAAUGAAUAUUACCAUCAAAAUAAUGUGUCUUUGUUCUUCACGUCCUUUGACGUGUCCAUCUAAUCAUGAGAAUAUGCCCCAGCUGUAUAUGAUAGCAAACUGUAUCAUGAAUAAAUGUACAUGCAUUAUC
Haliotis rufescens (red abalone) is the source of this 4792-nucleotide messenger RNA. RefSeq lists its product as uncharacterized. The record is from RefSeq and is a predicted model, not a curated record. NCBI's taxonomy places the organism in Eukaryota, Metazoa, Mollusca, Gastropoda, Lepetellida, Haliotidae. The coding region runs from base 260 to 4621 and encodes 1453 amino acids. Gene Ontology annotation, cellular component: extracellular region. The transcript has 15 exons. Gene Ontology annotation, molecular function: chitin binding.